AGGGGGCUUCGGGCCAUGCGGAGAGGGGCGCGCAGGAACCGGGCGGGCGGGGGGCUGCCCGAUGGCCGCGGGGCGGGGGAGAUCGGGGGUCUCUCGGCGGCCCCCAAGCGGCGCCCGAUCCUGCGCUUCCUCCGGAGCUGGGCGCUCCCGCUGGGGAUGCUGGUGGCGGCCAGCGCCGCGCUGGGACUCUUCCUCCUCCGGAGCAAGGAGCCGGCAGGCGGGCACCGGGCAGAGCCGGGCAGCCAGCUGAUCCAUAAACCCCGAGGUUUGUCCAGCAGCCAGUUAAAACACCUGACCGCCCAGCUGGAUUUGCAACGCCUCUGGAAGACUUACCUGCAGCCCAUGCUGGUGGAGAGGUAUCCCGGCAGCCAGGGCAACCUCAGGAUCCGGCAGUUCAUUGUGGAACGGUUGAAAGUCCUGAAGGCUUCUUGGCACGUGGAAUUAGAUGCUUUCGAGGACCGCACCCCGCAUGGCACAGUCAGCUUUGCCAACGUGGUAGCCACGCUUGACACCGCGGCCACCUGGCGCCUGGUCUUCGCCUGCCACUACGACUCCAAAUACUUCCCCCGAGACAGACACGGACGGGUUUUUGUGGGCGCCACCGAUUCGGCCGUGCCCUGCGCCAUCCUGCUGGAGCUGGUCACGGCGCUGGACAACCGGCUCCUGAAGGCCAAAGAGCAGGCUUCGAAAAUAACCCUCCAGCUGCUCUUCUUCGAUGGGGAAGAAGCUUUCCGCGAGUGGAGUGAGACAGAUUCCCUCUAUGGGUCCCGUCACCUGGCUGAACACAUGGGCAGGACACCCCAUCACCUGGGUAUCACUCACCUCCAGGCGAUAUCUCUCUUCGUUUUGCUGGAUCUGCUAGGCGCCCCCCAGCCCUCCUUCCAGAAUCACUUCCUCGCAACGUCCGGUUGGUUCGAGCGGCUGAUCAGCAUCGAAAAACGGCUGCACCGUCUCGGGCUGCUCCGCUCCCACCCGCAAGAACAGCUGUAUUUCCACAGAGAGUCGUCCUACGGCUCGGUCGAAGAUGACCACGCACCCUUCCUCAGGAAAGGCGUUCCGGUCCUCCACCUCAUCGCCACCCCGUUCCCCAGGGUCUGGCACACGCUGGAGGACACCGAAGCCAACCUGGACCGCCCGACCGUUGAGAACUUGAGUAAAAUCCUGGCUACCUUCCUGGCGGAAUAUCUGGGCCUCUAAGGCGGACGGAGGCCCUUCCCAUCUUCCAAGGCCUCCGCGGUUCUACCCGGCGUGGAUGCGAUGAUAACGAUGGUUUUGCGGGAGGGGGUGGCCGUGGCCCAAGAGCCAGAGAGGCUCGCCAUGCUGUGGAUAAUGGGACAGGAGAUGGGUGGGGUCUUCUUGACGCUCUGGAGGAGGAGCCACCACGAAGGCGGUGGGAUGCGCGGCUGUCUCCCGCUGGUGGGAACCGCCCAUGACAACACGGUUGAGCGAGAAGAUCCAGGAUUGGCUCUGUCCUGCCACUGGGAUGGUCGGGGGCGUCUUAGAAGAGCGAAGAUUCGAGUAGGGGUGGGCUUCUUUCGCUCUUCGGAAGAGCCGUUGGGCACAGCCAAAGUUGGCCGCCUGCUCAGUCCAGAUUUUCCACCGAAACCAAGCACGGCUUGAAGUACUCGGCGGAAAGGCCCAGUGCUUGAUCCCCUGGAGUGGACAAGGGGUCCUAAGACUCCUAUCCCCCCCCCCCUUAUUUUUUUCUUCUGAGAAAAGUGGGGCUUUUAAAAAAAAAAUUAAAAUCCGGACUUUUAUUUAUCUCAGGAAAUCACUGGGUGGCGCACGCUCCUCUUUCAAAAUUGAAAGCAUCCUUGAAUGCGGCGAUUUAUAAACACAGAGGGGACAGGAUGCUGCUUCUGUGCAUUUCCGGUUGGCCACGCCUUGCAAGUAAAAAGCUAGCACAUCAGGGACUUUUGGACCUUAGCCUAGGGGUGUCCAACCUUGGAUUCAGCUGAGGCAUUCUGGGGUUUCAAUUCCACAUCAUUUUAAAAGUUGCCAAGGUUUGCGCACCCCUUGCCUCGGUCCUUCUCUUGCCGUGCAAACUUUGUCGUUAUUUAGACAAAAGUAUUUGUGUGUUUUUCCAAGCAACAUUCCUCCUCUCCUGUCACCUGCUGUGGUAUAACUUUGUUUUUCCACUGUGGGGCUUUAAGGACGCAUUCCUGCCUUUUCUUCCUGUCGUUUCGGGGGUUGAUUUAAGCCCCCCCCCCCGGAUUUCAUUUUGGGGGUGGAGGGUGGUCAAAAAACCCUUUCCAAUAAAAGUUGUCUCUUUUCUUUUU
Thamnophis elegans (Western terrestrial garter snake) is the source of this 2279-nucleotide messenger RNA. It is a transcript of the gene QPCTL, whose product is annotated as glutaminyl-peptide cyclotransferase like. Bases 16 to 1197 code for a protein of 393 amino acids. The record is from RefSeq and is a predicted model, not a curated record. Gene Ontology annotation, molecular function: glutaminyl-peptide cyclotransferase activity; zinc ion binding. The transcript has 7 exons. NCBI's taxonomy places the organism in Eukaryota, Metazoa, Chordata, Lepidosauria, Squamata, Natricidae.